AUGUCGUUCCACUACCCUCCCAGAAACCCGUCGCUUUCUCCCCAACCACCCCUCGAGAACAACUCCUGGCGUGCGAGUCGCAGCCCCGGACCUAAGCUAGGUGGAUACGGACUUUCGCAGUCCGCUGGGGUAUCUAACAAUCUGACCACAUUCUUCGGCGACGGUCGUACACUUCCCAUGUACAAAGAUAAGCCCUACUUUGCGCCUCGGCGCACGGGCCCAAAAGUUAGGCAGAGGAGGGUUCUCUACGGCGGACUUUGUCUAUUCUUUCUAGUCUCGCUGUGGUAUUAUAUGUCUGGUAGCUGGGGCAAGCCGGAGAUAAAGACGUCAGAGUCGCAGAAAGGAGAAGAGCUCUGGGCUUGGGUGCAGAGUUUGGACAAGGAACCAGCCUACAAUGGCGAAGAACUAAAGGGUAUCGACUGGGCAGCCAGGCGAGAGAAGGUCAGGGAUGCAUUCAUUGUUAGUUGGGAUGACUACGCGAAGAAUGGGUGGGGGCUGGACCAGUAUCGUCCAGCUGCUAAGGAUGGCAAAAACAUGGUCGAAGGUGGAUUGGGAUGGAUAAUCGUUGACGCGCUUGACACGAUGAUAAUGAUGAACCUCACGUCACGGGUCCAGCAUGCCCGUGACUGGAUUCAGCAUUCACUACAAUACAAUCAGGACCAUGAUGUCAGCACAUUCGAAACCACCAUUCGCAUGUUAGGCGGUCUCUUGUCAGCACAUUACCUUUCCACCACCUAUACAGAUCUGGCGCCAGUCUCGGGCGACGAGGACUUGUAUAUUGAGAAAGCGACUGACCUCGCAGAGCGGCUAUCAGGAGCGUUCGAGUCAAGCUCUGGGGUACCCUUCGCCAGCAUCAAUCUCAAAAAGUCGGAGGGGAUACCGGCACAUUCGGAUAAUGGCGCUUCUUCUACAGCCGAAGCGACGACUGUGCAGCUGGAGUUCAAGUAUUUGGCUAAGUUAACCGGGGAAGCAGAAUACUGGCGGAUGGCGGAGAAGGUAAUGGAAGUGGUGGAUAGGUCGAAAAUGGAAGACGGUCUGGUUCCCAUCUAUAUCUACCCGGACACCGGCAAGUUCAGAGGGAAGAACAUCCGCCUCGGUAGUAGAGGCGAUUCCUACUAUGAAUAUCUCAUCAAGCAGUAUCUCCAAACAUCGGAACAGGAGCCGGUCUACAAGGAGAUGUGGGACGAAGCGCUGAUUGGCAUCCGCAAACACUUGGUUGCCUAUACAAAGCGCGCCCAGUUGGCGAUUGUGGGAGAACGGCCCGAGGGCCUGGAGGGAAAGCUCUCGCCCAAGAUGGAUCACCUUGUCUGCUUCUUACCCGGAACGAUUGCGCUCGGCGCUACUGGGGGGAUACCGUUAUCGCAAGCAAAAAAGUCACCCUAUUGGAGUCAACGGCAUGACGAGGAGAUCCUCCUCGCCAAAGAGCUGAUGAAAACCUGCUGGGCGACCUACCUCGCCACAAAGACAGGUCUUGCGGCUGAAAUCACCUACUUUAAACUGGACAAUCCCGCAGUCAUGAUGCAAGAUAUGUACCCAGAGUCCACUCUAACCACCGGCAACCGAAAAUCUGAACAAGAAGACCUUCCCCUGAAGUCUAAGCCGCUCUACCCGUUAGACGAUAAAACAUUAAACUGGGAAAACGACCUCGACAUCCACAUGCAAGACCGACACAACCUCCAACGUCCCGAGACCCUCGAAUCUCUAUUCUACAUGUACCGAAUCACCGGCGACGAAACCUAUCGUCACUGGGGCUGGGAGAUGUUCAAAUCAUUCGUCCGACACACCGCUAUCGUCGAACACGACAACACUCACGCCGAUCCCACAUCCGAUAAACCAGCCGAACCAAGCCGGCCGCAAAUCAUCAGCUUCACCUCUCUAAACAACGUCGAUGUCAUCCCGCCCACCCGCAGAGACAACAUGGAAAGUUUCUGGAUGGCAGAAACCCUUAAGUACUUCUAUUUACUCUUCUCGGAUCGCGACUUCAUUCCACUUGAGGAAAACGUCUUCAACACUGAGGCGCACCCAUUCCCCCGGUUCAAGUUAGGGGGAGAGCUGAGGACGGGAUGGGAGCGGAAGAGUAGCGAAUCUGAAUCGGUGCCGGGGUCGGCACCGCAGGAGCAAGAGCAAGCUCCCUAA
Molecule: messenger RNA, 2136 nt
Organism: Aspergillus oryzae RIB40
Lineage: Eukaryota; Fungi; Ascomycota; Eurotiomycetes; Eurotiales; Aspergillaceae
Product: glycoside hydrolase family 47 protein
Exons: 3
Coding region: 1-2136 (711 amino acids)
Biological process (GO): carbohydrate metabolic process; N-glycan processing
Cellular component (GO): membrane; endoplasmic reticulum
Molecular function (GO): mannosyl-oligosaccharide 1,2-alpha-mannosidase activity; calcium ion binding
Source: RefSeq, a predicted model, not a curated record